Molecule: messenger RNA, 3360 nt
Organism: Panicum hallii
Lineage: Eukaryota; Viridiplantae; Streptophyta; Magnoliopsida; Poales; Poaceae
Product: respiratory burst oxidase homolog protein B-like
Exons: 7
Coding region: 328-3159 (943 amino acids)
Cellular component (GO): plasma membrane
Molecular function (GO): NAD(P)H oxidase H2O2-forming activity; peroxidase activity; calcium ion binding
Source: RefSeq, a predicted model, not a curated record
CUCACACCCGACCCGAGCCGCAACAACCCCACCGCGGACCAGACCGCACCACGCGCCAGCGGCGACGGGCGGCGCCCAGGCGAUGACCGGUAAAACGUACGCCCCGCCUCCUCGCUGCUACGGCUAUAAAGCCUCCCCUGCCCCCGUCCCCUCCUCGCCAAACGCCACCGCUCCCCACCUCCUCCUUCCUCCUCCCCGACUACAGAGUGCGGAAACCGCCGCGUCACACAUCCUCCUCCGCCGCUCCGCGCAGAAGCGUUUCGGUUCGGUUCGUUGGAAAAGCUGAGCGCGGGCUUCCACGGACAAUAAGAGCCGGCCGGCGGGGCCAUGCAUAGCCACAGGCCGGGCGCCGACGCCGGCGCCGGCGGCGGGGACAUCGUCGAGAUGUCCUCCGCCGCCGCCGCGCCGCCGCCGCACGAGGGGCGGGACCGGGAGCGGGUCAUCCCGCACAGCGGCCCGCUAAGCAAGAAGUCCGGGCCGCGGAAGAGCGCGCGCUUCGCGGAAUCCGUCUCGGCGCCGCUCUCCGCGCCGCCGCCCCGCGCCUCCCCCUCCUCCUCCGCCGCCGACGACGACGACUACGUCGAGAUCACCCUCGACGUGCGCGACGACUCGGUGGCGGUGCACAGCGUCAAGCCCGCCCACCACGGCGGCCCCGGCGGCGCGGGCGGCGCCGAGGACCCCGACGUGACGCUGCUGGCGCGCACGCUCGAGAACCGGCGCUCCUCGUCCUACGGCCACUCCGUCAUCCGCAACGCCUCGUCGCGGAUCAAGCAGGUGUCGCAGGAGCUCCGCCGCCUCGCCUCCGUCAACCGCCGCGGCGGCGCGGGCGGGCGCACCCUCGACCGCUCCAAGUCCGCGGCCGCGCACGCGCUCAAGGGGCUCAAGUUCAUCAGCAAGGCCGAGGGCGCCAAGGGGUGGGAGGCCGUCGAGGAGCGCUUCGACAAGCUCGCCCAGAACGGACUCCUCCACCGCUCCAAGUUCGGCCAGUGCAUCGGGAUGCGGGAGCCGGAGUUCGCCGGCGAGCUGUUCGACGCCCUGGCGCGCCGCCGCAACAUCUCCGGCGACACCAUCAGCAAGGCGGAGCUGCUCGAGUUCUGGGACCAAAUCUCCGACACCAGCUUCGACGGCCGCCUCCAGACCUUCUUCGACAUGGUGGACAAGGACGCGGACGGCAGGAUCACCGAGGAGGAGGUCAAAGAGAUCAUCACGCUAAGCGCGUCGGCGAACAAGCUGUCGAAGGUCCAGGAGCAGUCGGAGGAGUACGCGCGGCUGAUCAUGGAGGAGCUGGACCCGGGCAACCAGGGGUACAUCGAGCUCUACAACCUGGAGAUGCUGCUGCUGCAGGCGCCCAGCCAGUCGGUGCGCAUCGGCACGACCAACAGCCGCAACCUGAGCCAGAUGCUGAGCCAGAGCCUCCGGCCGACGCCGGAGCCGAACCCGCUCCGGCGGUGGUACCGGCGCGCGGGCUACUUCCUGGAGGACAACUGGCGGCGCGUGUGGGUGAUGCUCCUGUGGCUCUCCAUCUGCGCGGGGCUCUUCGCCUGGAAGUUCGUCCAGUACCGCCGCCGCUACGUGUUCGAGGUGAUGGGCUACUGCGUGUGCGUCGCCAAGGGCGGCGCCGAGACUCUCAAGUUCAACAUGGCGCUCAUCCUGCUCCCCGUCUGCCGGAACACCAUCACCUGGAUCCGCAACCGCACCGCCGCGGCGCGCGUGGUCCCCUUCGACGACAACCUCAACUUCCACAAGGUGGUCGCCGUGGGGAUCACCGUCGGCGCCGCGCUCCACAUCAUCUCCCACCUGACCUGCGACUUCCCGCGGCUGCUCCACGCCACCGACGCCGAGUACGCGCCGCUCGCGCCCUACUUCGGCGAGCGGCGCCCGCCCAACUACUGGUGGUUCGUCAAGGGCACCGAGGGGUGGACGGGGCUGGUGAUGCUGGUGCUCAUGGCGGUGGCGUUCACGCUGGCGACGCCGUGGUUCCGGCGCGGGCGGCUGCGGCUGCCCGGCCCGCUCCGGCGGCUGACGGGGUUCAACGCAUUCUGGUACUCGCACCACUGCUUCGUAGUGGUGUACGCGCUGCUGAUCGUGCACGGGCACUUCCUGUACCUGACGAAGAAGUGGCAGAAGAAGUCGACGUGGAUGUACCUGGCGGUGCCCAUGGCGCUGUACGCGUGCGAGCGGCUGACCCGGGCACUGCGCUCCAGCGUGCGCCCCGUGCGGAUCCUCAAGGUGGCCGUGUACCCCGGCAACGUCCUGUCGCUGCACUUCUCCAAGCCGCAGGGGUUCCGGUACAAGAGCGGGCAGUACAUCUUCGUCAACUGCGCCGCCGUCUCGCCGUUCCAGUGGCACCCGUUCUCCAUCACGUCGGCGCCGCAGGACGACUACGUGAGCGUGCACAUCAGGACGCUGGGGGACUGGACGCGCGAGCUCAAGAACGUCUUCUCGAGGGUGUGCCGGCCGCCGGCGGAGGGCAAGAGCGGGCUGCUCCGGGCCGAGUACGACCGCGACGGCGGCGCCAUGACCAACCCCAGCUUCCCGAAGGUGCUGAUCGACGGGCCCUACGGCGCGCCGGCGCAGGACUACAAGCAGUACGACGUGGUGCUGCUCGUCGGCCUGGGCAUCGGCGCCACGCCCAUGAUCUCCAUCAUCAAGGACAUCAUCAACAACAUGAAGAUGCUCGACGGCGACCUGGAGGUCGGCGCCGGCAGCACCAACGACGCCUCCGUGUCCGCGGCCUCCUUCCGCACGAGCCGGGCCUACUUCUACUGGGUCACCCGGGAGCAGGGCUCCUUCGAGUGGUUCCGCGGCGUCAUGGACGAGGUGGCCGAGACCGACAAGAAGGGCGUCAUCGAGCUCCACAACUACUGCACCAGCGUCUACGAGGAGGGGGACGCCCGCUCCGCCCUCAUCGCCAUGCUCCAGUCGCUCAACCACGCCAAGCACGGCGUCGACGUCGUCUCCGGCACCCGCGUCAAGACCCACUUCGCCAGGCCCAACUGGCGCAACGUCUACAAGCGCAUCGCCCUCAACCACCGCGACCAGCGCGUCGGAGUGUUCUACUGCGGUGCCCCGGUGCUGACCAAGGAGCUGCGUGAGCUCGCGCAGGAUUUCUCGCGGAAAACCAACACCAAGUUCGAUUUCCACAAGGAGAACUUCUAAUCCAUUUAGCCUCGACAAGUUUUCGCAUGACAAGUUCCGUACAUACCGUAUUCAGUACGUGUAGCGUAUAUAUGGAUGUAGAGGGAGGGAGUAGAACAAAGUAGGUAUUGCUUGAUUGUGACCGGCCAGUUGGGUCAAAAUCCCAGCAGUUUUUUGUUUGCUCUAGAAGAAUUAAUAAUACAAAUGCCUUUGUACAGAUCC